GUUUGAAUACCCCGUUUUUCCGCUCUUUGAGAGCGAUCUCGUUUAUUUUGUAUUUAUUGAUAGUAAUUUAGUUGCUCAUUGGACGCCAUGUCGAAUCCUGUGGCGGAAUCAGCGCAGUACUUUGCGCAAAAAGAAAAGCAAGCCAAUGGUGCUACUCCAUGGUCGGACAAGACUUCAGAAAACGUGGACAAUGACGACAAGCCAACUCCCGUGGAAGCGUCACACACUCGACGCUGCGCAUCGCUUCACAAACAACCAUCUCGACAAUCGAAUCGUCGACGAAGCAUGUCUUUCCAUUCCUCUUCCUCAUCGCGUAACAGCGACAAUUUCGAACCACGAGAAAAGUGGCAUAAAGUAUUCGACAAAUUGGCCGCCAUUGGCACUAUACCCGACGGCGGCCAGCGAGCUUCUUUUCAACGUCAUCGUAUGGAUAGCCAUCAUAAAAGAGAUAGCCAAUCGGAUGAUAGCAAUGAUCAUGAUGAAACUUAUGAACUGUCUCACACGUUUCGCCAUCGACACGGCCAUCGACAGGGCCACCCACAGGUCGACCCAGAAGAUGAUGUGUUACCGGCGCCGGACGAGAUAGAAGAUCGAUCCCUUUUGCGCAGUGAACAAGACGAUCGUUCCGCCGAAGAACACAACUAUUUUGCCCAUCCUUACAAAGAAAAGGACCGUGUAGGUGCCAAACCUGCUACGACGAAAGAGGCCGCUGCCCCCUCUGUACCAACAGAACAAGAAGGGACCCCCACCUCACCUACCUCCGCUAUCUCACCCACUAGCGAUCAACAAGCACGUACACAAUGGGAUAAAACGUUGGACAAGGUGCGACUAAUUGCUGGGAUCCAGACGGCUCAACGUCCUAUGAAACCGGUUGUCACCGACGAUACCACCUCUCUCGCACCUUACUUUCAUCCUGUAUUCGACCCGCCUUUUCUUGCCCUUUCCAAAGACGAACACGGCCGAAAAUUGCUCGAUAUCACGGAUUCCGAGUUAUUAACGCAGGGCAUCAAUCAGUGGAUAUUCCGUAUUGAGUUACAGUACGGUGACAUCAAAUGGGUCAUCCGCAAGACCAUUGCUGAUUUCGUCGGCUUACAUUACACGUUGAAAUUCAAAUCCAAUUUAUCAGAUUAUGUUCCUGCGCCUCCGCCUUUUCCCAGUCAACUGUCCAAUUGGAUCAAUUCUGCCAAAGAUACCCUACGCUUGGAUCGUGACGAUGAAAGUAUCACCGAGAAGGAAAGGAAAGAACAAGCGCUAAAUCGGCGGAAAGCACUGACCCAGUAUCUGCGUGAACUACUACGACGAGCCCACAUGCUUCUCAGUUACGAUCUGUGCGAAUUUCUUGAAAUUUCCGCCAUCAGUAUUGUGCAAGAUAUGGGAUGGAAGGGUAAAGAAGGUUAUUUGGAUAAUCGUGUCAAUUUCGUGUCACAGCGGCUCUGUAACAUGUUGAAACCGCAUCGAUGGACCAAGGAGUGGGUGAUUCUUCGUGAUUCGUACAUUGCAUUUUGUUCCGACAUUGCGUCGCAAUCGCCCACUGAUGUAUUUAUCCUCGAUAAAAAUUUUACCGUGACCGAUCGUACCCCCGGUUUGCUUGGAAAAUAUCAUCAUCAUAUCCGCUUGGCCAACAAAUUUCGUCGUAUUGAAAUCAAGGGCAGUAAACGGCAAGUGGAAGAAUGGAUGGAAGGCAUCCUCAAAGUGCAACAGGAAAGUCCGUGGUGCAAGAACCAUCGGUUUGGGUCGUUUGCGCCCAUUCGUAAUCAUGCCAAGGUGAAAUGGUUCGUCGAUGGGGAAGACCAUUUUAACGCGGUGGCUGAAGCAAUAUUGUCUGCCAAAUCAGAAAUCUAUAUUGCCGAUUGGUGGCUGUCUCCAGAACUGUACCUCCGUCGACCUCCAGAGAAGAAUGAAGAAUUCCGUAUUGAUCGAUUACUGCAACGCAAAGCACAAGAAGGCGUCAUGGUCUAUAUCAUUGUUUACAAAGAAAUGUCCGUCGCAUUGACCAUCAAUUCCGCUCACACCAAACAAUGGCUACAAAAUCUGCAUCCCAAUAUCAUUGUUCAACGACAUCCGGAUCAUCGUUCCAUUGACAAUACGGUGCUCUUCUGGUCACACCAUGAAAAAAUGGUGAUCGUCGACAAUCGUCUAGCUUUCAUUGGUGGAUUGGAUCUCUGCUGGGGCCGUUAUGACAGUCACGCCCAUCGAUUAGCCGAUCACCCCGCCCAGGGCCACAAGUACACGGUGUGGCCUGGUCAAGAUUACUCCAAUCCUCGCGUCAAAGAUUUCUUAAAUGUCGUACGUCAUGAUUUGACAUUGGUAGAACGCCAAAUUACGCCAAGGAUGCCGUGGCACGAUAUGACCAUUGGUGUGGUGGGACCGAUUGCACGUGAUAUUGCGCGUCAUUUUGUACAGCGAUGGAAUUUCUUGAAAGCAAGCAAAGGCAUGCAUCGUUCACGUAUGCCGUUCCUGAUGCCAAAGGGCGAAUACGUCGCCGCCCGUGAUGAAACCAAGUUCAAAGGGUCUUGUCGAGUCCAGCUUCUUCGCAGUUCAGCUCAAUGGAGUUCCGGCAUUGCACGCGAACACUCAAUUUACAAUGCGUAUAUGGAAUGUAUCAGCAAAGCCAAACAUUUUGUUUACAUCGAAAACCAGUUCUUCAUCAGUACCACUACGCAAGAUAAGCUUUUACGCAAUCGAAUUAGUCAAGCGAUGGUGGAGCGAAUCAAACGUGCCCACGAAAAAGGCGAAAAGUUCAAGAUUUUCAUCCUCAUCCCUCUUAUUCCUGCCUUUGAAGGCGAUCUGGCCUCCAGCGACGCCUCGGCUGCUCGCAAUGUGAUGCAUUUCCAGUAUAUUUCCAUUUCACGAGGCGGCAACUCGAUCAUGGAGAAACUCAGGGAAGCGGGUAUUGAUCCGACGGACUACAUUGGGUGGUAUUGUUUACGCAAUUGGGAUAAAAUCAUACCCCGAGAUGAACAUAUCCGUACGAAGAAACCGUCGCACCCAGGAUCAAAGACAGAUAGUGGAACCGUGUUCCCCGACAGUGAUCAGGCAUCCUUGGGUGGUAAUACAGCUGAGCAAGACUAUCCUCCUGAUUCCGCAGAGGAAAAGAAGGUAGUCGAAAGCGGCAGUCCUUUUGAGACGUCCAAUGAUGCCGAAGAUGAUCGUCGUCACUACGUGAGUGAAUUGGUGUACAUCCAUGACAAGCUCAUGAUUAUCGACGAUCGUAUCGUCCUGGUCGGUUCAGCCAAUAUCAAUGAUCGGUAAUUCACAAUUGGGUAAUCGAGACUCUGAAGUGGCGAUGCUCAUUGAAGAUACAGAAAUGGUGAAUUCAUAUAUGGACGGCAAAGAGUACAAAGCGGCCAAAUUCGCACUGAGUUUACGAUUGCAACUGUGGAAGGAGCACCUUGGGCUUUUGGAUUUCAA
Radiomyces spectabilis is the source of this 3411-nucleotide messenger RNA. RefSeq lists its product as uncharacterized. Gene Ontology annotation, biological process: intracellular signal transduction; phosphatidic acid biosynthetic process; cell motility. Gene Ontology annotation, molecular function: phosphatidylinositol binding; D-type glycerophospholipase activity. The record is from RefSeq and is a predicted model, not a curated record. Lineage: Eukaryota; Fungi; Mucoromycota; Mucoromycetes; Mucorales; Radiomycetaceae. The coding region runs from base 88 to 3252 and encodes 1054 amino acids. The transcript is spliced from 16 exons.